Colletotrichum paranaense is the source of this 648-nucleotide messenger RNA. RefSeq lists its product as uncharacterized. Bases 1 to 648 code for a protein of 215 amino acids. The transcript has a single exon. The record is from RefSeq and is a predicted model, not a curated record. NCBI's taxonomy places the organism in Eukaryota, Fungi, Ascomycota, Sordariomycetes, Glomerellales, Glomerellaceae.
AUGCGUCUCGCACGUGCCCUUCACGGGUGCUCGAGGAGCCAACCACAUAAGUUUGUGAUAUUGAAUUCUGACCUGCUCAGAGUUCACUGGCACCCAACAUUCCGCUAUGUCGAAGAUAGCACGAAUGCCAGAACCGCGACGUGGCCCUUGUGGCCGGGACACAGACGGGAGUUGGUCUCCCAGGCGAGUCUGAUUGGUUUCUAUGUGCAUGAGACUGUGACAACCCUCCCAACUAUUGGGUUUAGUGGUGUGGAUGGUCAGACUGGCAUGAGCCUGCUUCAUGAGGAGCCCCCGUCUGCAAGGCAGAGAACGGUGGUUCCCUCUGGAGUGGGAUCGCCCUGGUUGUCGGAGGUGGUUCGACCGCUCAAACACGGGCAAUUGGUAUUCGUCCGAAGUUCUGCGGACACCUUAUUUCCGAUCAACCCGUUUAUGGGGCUCUGGGGGAUUCUCCUUGAGCCGCCCCGGCGUUCGGCGUUAAUCGGAGGGCGGGAUUCCCCUGAGAACGGCCGCGCCGGGCGGAAGCCAAGCCGGAUUCGCCAGUCGAUUCCCUACCUGGUUCUCAUUCUCUUGCACGUUCACCAGCCAUUUGGUCUAUCAAUUAUGGCUAUGUUCUUCUGCGUUUACUGGACAAACACUUGCUGUGAUUGA